UUGGUUCCAGUCCAGACUCCACCACACAAAGCUUCUCCUCGCACACACGCAGUCUCCAGGCUCUUUAUGUCUUCUGGAGUAACCUUCCUUUUCUCUGAAGCAUUGUAGUUUCUAUCCUGCAGAGAGAAGGAGAGGGAUCCUACCAGAGCUUCUGGUAGAUGUGAUGGGAUAAGAGACCCCCCCCCCACCUCCCUCUUUUUUUUUUUUUUGUUACUAAAAGUUUCAUUCGUUUUUAAUGUCUGGGAUUGGAAAGACCUUCAAGUCUGGGGGCUUUCUACUGCUGCUUUUUGUGUGUGUGUGUGUGUGUGUGUGUCUCAUGAAGCUGCUUGCAUGUCUAAGAGGAAGUGACUAGUUUGGCAGAGAGCUGUGAUCUGAGUCAGGUAAGCCAUGUCAUGUUCAGUAGCUCCACCAGAAAAUGGAGGAGAGAGAGAGCAAGCUUCCAGUAGACAAAGCUGAGAUAGGAAGUGCUCAGAACAUUAUGGAUGCCUCUCUAUUUUUUGUGUGUGAAGCUUUGCUGGCAAUGGCUGGCUUGCUCAUGGUAUUUUUUUCCCCCCAAAGGUUUCUAGAGCUUUACACUGUGCAAGAUUGUUGAUGGCUCUCCAUUCUCUUAGGAAAUGGAGGAGUGGAGGAAAUUUCUUAGAUCCUUUUCCACGUAGAAGAGCAUGUCCUAAGGGGUUUCUUUCUCCAAUUUUCAUGUUGAGGUCAAUGCUUUAGACUUUUCUCCCUCUGAGUAACCUUCAUAGGAAUUAAGGUGUUGAUGAGUUGACCAGAUGCAUCAUUUUUCUUUCAUAUUUUGAGGCAAGUUUCCAUAGCUGGAGGCUGCUCGGGUUCUUCUGCAGAACACCAUGAAACAUCAGCCUCGAAGGUGAUCCUGGUAGCCUUAUUUUUAGGGUAUUUUCUCUUGUGUUGCUCCAGAAUGUUCCUUUUGGACGCAUUUUAAAUUGCAGUGGAACAUUUUCCCCAGCUAACUUGGUUGCAUACUGGAAAGCUUUUAGAGGUGCCCUGGGGCUGGCUGCUAAUAGAAGGUUCUUAAGAUACCAUAAAUGAUAAGGGUUUUCUCCCCUCACAUUUUUAACCCUCGAAAUAUUUUUCAUGUUCUUCAGUGACCCAGACUAUUUAUUUCUGAAACUUUUAAUGUCAUUAUGGAAACCUAAGAACUUUAAAGUAUGAUGGCAGCUGAACAGAAGGCUUUUCUCCCCCCUGCUGCCUUUUUAUUUGGAAGAGUUUAGGGAAGUCUCAAAGCCAGGAGACAGGAGUACCCAUCACGCUUUGCUAAUCUGUUGUUACAAGUAUAUGCUUUCUCAAAUUAUAACCCAAAAUGAAGUGCUGCAAUGCUUUAGGAUUCCAAAAGGACCAUUACCAUACUGGUUGAAGAAUGGGUCAGCAGAGAGGUGUAAGCCAUGUGCUUUCAUAUAUGGUGUUUAAAAUAUCUGGGAGAACUCAAGAAAGGAAGUAUGGUGUAUGAAAUAUCUGAGUGAAAUGAGUCUUAGGAUACCAAGUGAAUGGAUGUUAGCCAUUAGCAGCUAACACAAGUGUGCCUGUGCAAAGGUAGAAAGACUUGUAAGAUGGUGGUUGGAGUAGAACUUGAUGAUUCCAGCUGCCACAAGAUUAAAAGCAACAUACUUGUUCUAUUUUCAUUUCUGGGGAAAAAAAAGUGUGUGUGUGUCUGUAUAUCUGCAUGUGUGUGUAUAUAACACUGAACAGUCAAACCCUUGAAUGCACACUGUUCAAGGGGUUGUGUGGUUCUAGAAUGGUGGCUGCAAAUUGGUCUUAUUCAGUUGCUUGAAAUAUCAUGAUCAGCUUUGAAACAACACAUGUGGGAUGGACCUUGGCACUUUUAACUUUAGAUAUAUUCAAGCUUACACAGCCACUGCAUGAAAGAGAAGGAGUCUUCAUCUACUAUCUGAUCAAAGAAUUCUCUAAUGUGAAAGAUCAACCCAGAACCAUGGAGGUGCUGCAGUGUGACGGCUGCGAUUUUCGAGCUCCCUCCUAUGAAGACCUGAAAGCCCACAUUCAGGAUGUUCACACUGCUUUUUUGCAGCCCACGGAUGUUUCUGAGGAAAGCCCUAGCCAGCCAAGGUCUGGCUCCAUGAAUGCUAGCAACCAGACUGAGGUUGAAUUUUCUUCUGUAAAGGAUGAAUUUGCAAUUGCAGAUGAAAUAGCAGGGCAAAAUGCAGCAACUCAAAUGGGGACUGGAAGUUAUUAUAGCCAUAGCCAGAGUUUUUAUGGUCAGCACAUGGCCCCAAAUCCUAAACCAACAAACAAAUUUUUCCAGUGCAAAUUCUGUGUGCGAUACUUCAGAUCCAAAAACCUGCUCAUAGAGCAUACCCGAAAGGUCCAUGGAGCACAAGCUGGAGGGAGCUCGGUGGGGCUGCCUGCUGCCGGAUCAUUAAAUUACAACAUCAUGAUGCACGAGGGGUUUGGCAAAGUUUUCUCUUGCCAGUUCUGCACUUACAAAUCACCAAGACGAGCAAGGAUUAUUAAACACCAGAAAAUGUAUCACAAAAACAACCUGAAGGAGAGCUCAACUCCUCCUGCUGCUGCAUCUGCUAUAUCUGAAUCUGGGUCUGCCUCUAUGCCAGUGCAGGAGCCCUGCAAGGAGUUGCCUGCUGAGGUGGUAGAGCGUAGCAUUUUGGAGUCCAUGGUCAAGCCCUUGACAAAAUCCAGGGGCAACUUCUGCUGCGAAUGGUGUAGCUAUCAGACGCCUCGAAGGGAGCGCUGGUGUGAUCAUAUGAUGAAGAAACAUCGGAGCAUGGUGAAAAUAUUGUCGAGCCUGCGGCAGCAGCAGGAUGGCACUAGUCUGCCUGAUAUGCAGAAUAAGAAUGCACAGAACCCCUCCCCAAACUCGAACUACAUCUCUAUGAAUGCUGCAGGACGUGAGAUGUCAAAUGCUAAUGUUUCAAACUUCAGAAGCUCUAUGAGCAAUUCCCUUAUCAGAUCCAAUUCUUCUACAUCCUCCAAGUUUUCUUCUGUGUCUUAUCCUCAAAUGAAGCCUAAGUCACCUCAUAACUCUGGCAUGGUUAAUUUGUCCGACAGAUCCCGCUAUGGCAUUGCUGACAUGACAAAUUCUUCUGCUGACCUGGAAACGAAUAGUAUGCUAAAUGACUCUAGCUCAGAUGAAGAGCUAAAUGAAAUGGACAGUGAGAAUGGCUUGAAUGCCUUAGAUCACCAGACCUCAGGAAUGUCUGCAGAGCAACUGAUGGGAUCUGAUGGCAACAAAUUAUUAGAAACCAAGGGGAUUCCCUUUAGAAGAUACAUGAACAGGUUCCAGUGUCCUUUUUGCCCUUUCCUCACCAUGCACCGCCGUAGUAUUUCCCGCCAUAUUGAAAACAUCCACCUGUCUGGGAAGACUGCUGUAUACAAAUGUGAUGAAUGUCCUUUCACUUGUAAAAGUUCAUUAAAACUUGGAGCUCAUAAACAGUGUCACACAGGUACAACAUCAGACUGGGAUGCUGUGAAUUCUCAAAGUGAAAGCAUAGCUUCCUCUCUGAAUGAGAGCACUGUGUCUUAUGACAGUGGAAAUAUAAAUGGCAGGAAGUCAGGAGGCAUAAUGGAACCUGUGCAGCAACAGCAGCAGCAACAACAGCAGCAGCAGCAACAGCAGUCACCACAACCCCAUUCACAGCACCCCUACAAAUGUACCAUGUGCAACUAUUCCACGACUACUUUGAAAGGCCUCAGAGUUCAUCAGCAACACAAGCAUUCAUUUUGUGACAACCUGCCAAAAUAUGAUGGACCGUCAUCCAACGCACCACAAGAGAGUGAGGGGGAUGCUCACACCUCUUCCAGCACUGUGAAGAAAAGCCAGACCUCCAUUCUGGGUUUGUCAUCUAAAAAUAACUUUGUGGCUAAGGCCCCUCGAAAGGUGUCAAAUGACUUCCCCUUAGAUCUAUCACCAGUGAAGAAGAGAACUAGAAUUGAUGAAAUAGCAAGCAACUUGCAGAGCAAAAUCAACCAAAACAAACAGCAAGAAGAUGCUGUGAUUAAUGUAGAGGAUGAUGAAGAGGAGGAAGAAGACAAUGAAGUGGAGAUAGAGGUAGAAUUGGACAGGGAAGAAGAACAAGCAGAGCCAAUGAUGGAGGUAUCCAAUUCAUAUGCACCCCAGCAAAUGUGGGGAAGAGAUGCCAAUGAUUCUCAGAAGGAGGCUAACUUCAGAAACAUGCAGCAUGAUUAUAAUUCCACCAAUGGGGCAGAAAUUGAGCUCACAUUAUCAGAGGAUGAGGAAGAUUAUUACUCUUCUGUCGGCUUGAAAGAUCAGCAGGGCCCUAAUGCUUCUGUUCUGGGUAGCCAGUCAAGUCUAUAUGGAUCUGAACAAAACAAUGAAAAUGCAGAGUUUAAUGACUCUGGGAGGCUUUAUUAUUGCAAACACUGUGAUUUCAGUAACAAAUCUGCCAGGAGUGUUAGCACCCACUACCAGCGGAUGCACCCGUACAUUAAAUUCAGCUUUAGAUAUAUUUUGGAUCCUAAUGAUCACAGUGCAGUGUACAGAUGCCUUGAAUGUUACAUUGACUAUACAAACUUCGAAGACCUACAGCAGCAUUAUGGUGAGCAUCACCCUGAAGCUAUGAAUGUACUCAACUUCGAUCAUUCUGACCUGAUCUAUCGCUGUCGCUUCUGCUCUUACACUAGCCCGAAUGUGAGAAGCCUGAUGCCCCAUUACCAAAGAAUGCACCCAACAGUUAAAAUUAAUAAUGCAAUGAUCUUCUCAAGUUAUGUAGUUGAGCAGCAAGAGGGGGUAAAUACAGAAUCGCAAACACUGAGAGAGAUCUUGAAUUCUGCUCCCAAAACCAUGGCAACAUCAACCCCUGUGGCCCGUGCAGCUAGCAUGCCUAGUACUUUUAACAAAAAUGCUACCAAAAGUUUUAGUCCAGAAAGUGAAAAUCAGAAGGAGCCUUCAGUAAAUACUGUUGUAGUUUAUGACUGUGAUGUAUGUUCAUUUGCAAGCCCUAACAUGCAUUCAGUUCUGGUUCAUUACCAGAAAAAACACCCUGAAGAAAAGGCAUCAUACUUCAGGAUUCAGAAGACCAUGCGCAUGGUGUCUGUUGACCGGGGCUCUGCCCUGGCUCAAAUGUCGUUUGAGAUGGGAACCUCUGUGUCUCCAAAACUGUCCAGCCUGGCUUCUCAACCUCCACCUCCCCCACCGCCACCACCAGACCUUGCCACUGAACUCUACUACUGCAAACACUGUUCAUACAGCAACCGCUCAGUUGUGGGAGUGCUUGUCCACUACCAGAAAAGGCAUCCAGAAAUAAAGGUCACUGCAAAAUAUAUUAGGCAGGCACCCCCUACUGCAGCAAUGAUGAGGGCUGGUGAGAUGCCACCUGGUAUUCAGAGACCACCAAUGUCUAUGCAACAGCUGAAUAGGGGCAGCUCUGAGAGUGCUGUGACUCCCCCCGAGAAUGAAAUGUUCUUUUGCCAGCACUGUGAUUAUGGAAACCGGACCGUUAAGGGCGUGCUCAUUCAUUAUCAAAAGAAGCAUCGUGACUUCAAAGCUAAUGCAGAUGUGAUUAGACAGCACACAGCCACUAUUAGAAGCCUCUGUGACCGUGGCCAGAAAAAACUGACCAGCAGCCUGCCUGCUCCCACUUCCAGUACUGACCGGGACAAGGCUAAGCUACGAGCUCUCAAAUGCAGGCAGUGCUCCUAUACAUCCCCUUAUUUUUAUGCCUUGAGAAAGCAUAUAAAAAAAGACCAUCCAACCCUGAAGGCCACUGUCACAUCCAUUUUGCGAUGGGCAUUUCUGGAUGGCUUAAUAGAAGCUGGUUAUCACUGUGAAUGGUGUAUUUAUUCGCAUACUGAGCCCAGUGGUUUGCUUGUGCAUUACCAAAGGAGGCAUCCUGAGCAUUAUGUUGACUACACAUACAUGGCAACUAAACUCUGGGCAGGUCCAGAUCCUUCCCCUCCAGCUCUAGUGCUGCCAUCAGAGACAAAAACCUAUAAAUGCCGUGACUGUGUUUUUGAAGCAUCUUCCAUUUGGGAUAUUACUAAUCACUACCAGGCUUUUCAUCCUUGGGCCAUGAAUGGUGAUGAGUCUGUGCUGUUGGAUAUCAUAAAGGAGAAAGAUGCUGCUGAGAAAGCUGGCAUGCAGCCUGAUGAACUCGGGGCCAGGAUUAAUUCUGAAGACCAGAUAACAGCAUCACAGAUGGAGCAGGAUGCGGAGUGCACUGAGGACUCGGGUCUUUCCCAGGAAAAAACAGUCCAGCUGGCCUCUGCAAACCCUGCAAUCUCUUCCACGCCGUAUCAGUGCACAGUAUGCCAAUCUGAAUAUAAUAACCUACAUGGACUUUUGACACAUUAUGGCAAAAAGCAUCCUGGAAUGAAAGUGAAAGCUGCAGAUUUUGCACAGGACAUAGAUAUUAACCCAGGGGCUGUGUAUAAGUGCAGGCAUUGUCCAUAUAUUAACACGCGCAUUCAUGGUGUCCUUACACACUACCAGAAACGGCAUCCGUCAGUAAAGGUCACCGCUGAAGAUUUUGUACAUGAUGUAGAACAGUCUAAUGACAUAGCUCAGAAUGAUGUGGAGGAAACGAGUAGGAUUUUCAAACAAGGUUAUGGCGCUUACAGGUGCAAAUUAUGCCCUUAUACCCAUGGCACUUUGGAGAAACUUAAAAUUCACUAUGAAAAGUACCACAAUCAACCCGAAUUUGAUGUGUUUGCGCAGUCACCACCAAAGGUGUCUGCCUCUCUGGAGCCAGAGAUUACUCCUGAAAUCAAGGCUUCUCCAGAAAUUGCUCCUGAGGACAUUGGAGAGAUCACAGUGCCGGCUCCUCAUUUUUCCAGUUCUCAUUUAGUGUCUCAUACGGUGUUCCGAUGCCAGCUCUGCAAGUAUUUCUGCUCCACCAGGAAAGGGAUAGCUAGACACUACCGCAUCAAACACAACAAUGUCCGGGCACAGCCAGAAGGCAAAAACAAUCUCUUCAAAUGUGCUUUGUGUUCCUACACCAAUCCCAUCCGCAAAGGGCUUGCAGCACACUACCAGAAACGGCAUGACAUUGAUGCUUACUAUACCCAUUGCUUAGCAGCCUCCAGGACAAUUAGUGACAAGCCCAACAAAGUAAUUAUUCCAUCUCCUCCCAAAGAUGAUGCUCCUCAAUUAAGUGAGGAGCUGAGGAGGGCUGUGGAGAAGAAGAAGUGCUCGCUUUGCUCCUUCCAAUCUUUUAGCAAAAAAGGUAUCGUCUCCCACUACAUGAAGCGUCACCCUGGUGUUUUCCCUAAAAAACAGCAUGCAAGCAAGCUAGGGGGUUACUUCACUGCUGUGUAUGCUGAUGAGCAUGAAAAGCCAGCCCCGCUAGAGGAGAGAAAUGACUUUGAAAAGCCUGAGGUGGAGAACGAGGCUCAGGAAAUAGAGUGGCUUCCCUUCAGAUGCAUUAAAUGUUUCAAACUGUCUUUCAGCACAGCAGAGCUGCUGUGCAUGCAUUACACUGACCACCACAGCAAGGAUCUUAAGAGAGACUUUACCAUCCUGGGAAGUGGCACCCGCUCUCAGAAUUCUCUCUACCAGUGCAAGCACUGUGAUAGUAAAUUGCAUAGCAUGGCAGAUCUGACCUCACACUUGAAUAGUCACAAUGAGGAAUUCCAGAAGCGUGCCAAACGUCAGGAAAGGAGGAAACAGCUUUUGAGCAAGCAGAAAUAUGCAGAUGGUGCUUUCGCAGAUUUCAAACAAGAGAGGACUUUUGGUCACUUGGAAGAUAUGUCAAAACUUAAGGAGAGGAAAGUUGUUGGAUAUAAAUGUAAAUUUUGUGUGGAGGUUCAUCCGACCCUUCGAGCCAUCUGUAAUCAUCUUCGCAAGCAUGUUCAGUACGGGAACGUCUCUUCAGUGUCAGCUACAGUAAAGCAGGAAGCUGAAGAUUCUUCAAACACAACUUUGGAGGGUUUUGAGGGCGUCAAAGACCCUGGCAUUAUGGAAUUUACAGAAGCUGAAUCUGGAGCAUCCUUGGAAGAUGAAACCAGGCCUGGGGGCUACCACUGCAGCCAGUGUGACCGGGUUUUGAUGUCUAUGCAGGGUCUGCGAUCUCACGAGAGGAGUCACUUGGCUCUGGCCAUGUUUACCCGGGAAGACAAGUACAGCUGCCAGUAUUGCUCCUUUGUCUCUGCUUUCAGGCACAAUUUGGAUCGCCAUAUGCAGACUCACCAUGGACACCAUAAACCAUUCCGUUGCAAACUCUGCCCAUUCAAGUCCUCUUAUAAUAGCCGCCUGAAAACUCAUAUACUCAAAGCUCAUGCUGGUGAACAUGCCUACAAAUGUUCCUCCUGCUCAUUUUCCACCAUGACAAUCAGCCAGCUGAAAGAGCACUCCUUGAAAGUGCAUGGGAAAGCACUGACACUACCAAGACCCCGCCUUGUCCACCUUGCAGCCUCACACGCCCAACACACCUCCAAGAACCACACUCCUGCUGAAGAAGUGGAGGACUCUAAUGAUUCUUCAUACUCAGAACCUCCUGAUGUUCAGCAGCAGUUGAACCACUACCAGUCAGCAGCUCUGGCCAGGAACAACAACAACGUUAGCCCUGUACCACUUUCAGGGACUGGGGAGAAAACAGAAGUCAUCCUUAACUGUGAAUUUUGUGAAUUCUCCUCGGGUUACAUUCAAAGCAUUAGGCGUCAUUACCGUGACAAACAUGGAGGGAAGAAGCUCUUCAAGUGCAAAGAUUGUUCCUUUUAUACAGGCUUUAAAUCUGCUUUUACUAUGCACGUGGAAGCUGGGCAUUCAGCAGUUCCUGAGGAAGGACCCAAAGACCUCCGCUGUCCUCUCUGCCUCUACCACACCAAAUACAAACGUAACAUGAUUGACCACAUAGUUCUGCACAGAGUGCUCCUGUCACAGACUUCUAGACAUACCAAAUGAAAAUCUAAAAACACGGGCCAGAAAACCAAACUCCGCUGACAAAGCCAACACUAGUAAAAAGCCCUUCCAAAAAAGGAAGACAAUCUUCCCAGCUCAACCUCUCUCCGUGUUCUCCUUAGAUAAUGCUUCAUUGUGCAUAGCUUUUAUGAUCUUGUUGUAAGAAGUUCUACAGAAAAUACACGGUAGUGUUUGGGUCUGAUUUCUUACUUACACUGUGGUCCCUCUAGGCCCCACUAAUACUGCUCUGAUUAUGAAAUGGAGCCUUAAACUGGGUGUAAGCUGCAGUUAUGAGUAGUGUAAAUGAGACUUGGCCCUGCAGAGUGUCAAAGAUGUUGGUUCCUAAGGGUUUUCUCAAAUGCACAGCACUUAAAACAUAAAGGAUGACCCAUUCAAAAACUGUGCACUGUUCCUCUUAGGUCACCCUUCCUAAUGAAUUAUGAUUACUUCAAAAACCUCACCAUGUUUGUCACUAAUCAUGGCAUCUGCAAAAUCAUCGAGAUUUUAGUGCAUGCAGGAACUGAAAUACUUUCCCAUCUUUAGAAGUGAUCUUUUGACAGGGUGGAGUCAUGCUGAGCAUGGUCUGGAGUAGUCUGCUUUGCUUUGGUUUGAAAUGGCUGUGUCCCUAUUCUGUUGAUAGGAUGAGGGCUUUGAUCUUAAGCGAUCAGUUCAAGUGCUGUCAUUUUGCAGGGGGUUGAAGUGAGGCAUAAAAUCAGUAAUGCUACACUGAUUUACACUAGCUGAAGAUCUGGCCCAUUUAAAAACAAAACAGAACUCACAGCUAAUUAGUAGUAGGACAUGACCCUUUACUUGAGAGUUUUCAUUAGGUUGUUCAGUGCUUUGGUACAUGGUACCAAAGGAGGAAAAUGUCCUAUAUCUAUGUUUAUUUAUUUAUAUGCUGCCCUUCCUAGAAAAGGCUCAGGGUAGCAGUAAGAGACAGAAUAACAUAUAAAGGCAAGUGGAAUAUUAAAAUGAAAUAUGAAACAAAGAUUCCUUAAACUAGGGCUUGGCAACCUAUUGCCUGCAGGAUGGAUCUGGCCCAUGAAACCAUUUGAUCUGCCUGCAGAUGUGGGAGGCUUCAGUGAUGGUCACCACCAUGGAGAGAAGUGGCUGCAACGGACGCUUUCUCUGUGCUGCCGGACAGAAAAGCAGCGGUUGUUGCUGCUGUGUCCUAGCACCCACCUGCCUCUGACAUGAACUGGGUCAUUUUGGCCUGCAGCCUAAAAAAGGUUGUUCAGCCGCUGCGACAGACAGACAGACAGACAGACAGACUCUAAUACCCUACUCUAAAUGAAGUUGAACAUCCAGCAUGGAGCUGAAACUAACAGCUUCUUGACUUCUCUGUAACCAUGGUAAAUGGGUGGCUAGAGAAGCAGUAGUCCAUACUAGACUAAAUUCACUAUGAGCUAGCAUAUGGAAUGGGUUGCCUAAGAAGUAUGACAAGGAGUAUGCUUCCCAUUAAGGGUUAUGGGCAGCAGGAUGUUGUCAGUUUGUUUCUGAGAGCUCUCUGCCAUGUGUCACCUACUCAGCUCCAUCAGUUACGCAUUGUCAUAAGUGUGGUUUAACUUCCCUUAUAUGGGCACAGAGGGAGCCACGAUUUGUUUUCCUGCCCUUCAGUAGUCUGGAGAGGGAAGGACUUUAUAAAGCCAGAGUCUAUUUUGCAGUCAGGCAGUGCUGAGGAGACGUUUGGCUACUGAGUUUCUCUUGGCCCUUGCAGCAGUCAAACCCUAUGAGCUCUUGGAAGUUCCAUAGCUGCAGCUCUGCACUCCAGUGCUGUGCCCAGAGGAGCUGUUGGCCUUUAAUUUAGUCCAGACAGUGCAAUUAGGUUUUAUUGUCCAUUCCAUUAUGUUUUCCCAUCCAGCAUGUUGAAAUGCCCUGAUAUUUUUCCAGGGUUGAAUGCAGUUUACCAAGACUAAUCGUGAGCCUUCAUCCCUGUUUCUUUAGGGUUUUUUUAAAUGACUUAUUUUACUUGAUUCUUCUUGGUCCAGGCCCAAAAUGGCAAUUUAAUUUUCAUGGAAAGGGGCACAAUUUCUCAAGAAUGUUGUUUGCAGGUAACAAGGCUCAAAUAUUCAGAACCCCCAAAACAGCCUUCACACCCAGUUUCUUUGUGCAUGGAUGCUCUCUGCACUGGCUGUUGCACAUAUAAUUUGGUCUAUACGUGAAGAACCAAUUUGUGCUCCGUUUUGUGUGUGACCAAAUAUAUACAUACAAGGGUUACAGCCGGUCCUGUUGUGACCAUAGGCAAAAACAGAUGCAUGCAAGUAAACCUAUGUACUGAAUAGCUUCUUGCUAAGGUACUGGGAACGCUGGUCCAGUCUUGCACUGCUUCAUUGGCACUUGACUCGCAUAGAAGCGGAGAAUGAUACACAAAGGUUUUUAGGUGAUAUCAUUUAUUGGACAAACUGCAUAGUUAGGAGAGAUGUUAGAUGAGCUUUUGGGCACAGGAAGAGUUGGUCCAAUAAAAGAGAUCCCCAAGAUACACAUCUCUCGUAUUAUUUCCUGGAUCGUUACAUCUACAACAUCACUCCAACCUACCACAGGAAAGGAAGAAGGAAGGAACUUGCAUAUAAUACUGAAGUGUUUUGAAGAGUAAAGAUUUACCACAUUUCUUUGCAUGCAACAUACCCAUGUAUAUAGUAUACAUCUUUCUUUUGAAGGGGAGUCUGAAUGAAAAAAUAAUGUCAUUUGUGGUAAGCAGGGCUCCUGGUUUUCUCUAUUUUUAUCAGAUAAUUUUGGAUUUUUAAAACCCCAAAUUCUCUGACUAAAAACUACAAAAUCUGCAUUUUUCCAUGAUUAAAAUGAAAGGCCACUAUA
Alligator sinensis (Chinese alligator) is the source of this 11656-nucleotide messenger RNA. RefSeq names its product zinc finger protein 462 (gene ZNF462). Gene Ontology annotation, biological process: regulation of gene expression. Gene Ontology annotation, cellular component: nucleus. The record is from RefSeq and is a predicted model, not a curated record. The coding region runs from base 1793 to 8845 and encodes 2350 amino acids. Lineage: Eukaryota; Metazoa; Chordata; Crocodylia; Alligatoridae. The transcript is spliced from 11 exons.